Messenger RNA from Tinamus guttatus (white-throated tinamou), 678 nucleotides. NCBI's taxonomy places the organism in Eukaryota, Metazoa, Chordata, Aves, Tinamiformes, Tinamidae. The record is from RefSeq and is a predicted model, not a curated record.
AUGGCCAGGCUUGCCGGGACCGGUGGCUUCACGGGGCCAGCCCGUGAAGGGGUCCUUGCCCUGCCCGCCCCUCUGGUGUGCACCUCGGCUGUGCUCGAGGCUCUGGUUCCCACGCGGCAGCGGGGAGGCGGCGGGUUCUCCCCGCGCGCGGGGCGGCCGGGCCGCGCUGAGCGCUGUGUCCGCAGCGCGCACGUGCGCCAUGCCUGGGACCCCGCCAAGUCGGUGGCGCAGAACCUGGCCGACAUGGGCCUGGCCGAGGACCCCAACAAGGCCGUCCCCAUCGCCAGGAAGGCGCUGCUGGUGAAGGCGGAUGUUGAAAGUGAUGGACAAGAGAAAGGGAAGAAAACCGUGAUAAAGCCCUAUGUGUUGAAUGAGAUGGAAUAUGAGGCCAGUCUCCCUGAGAAGAAGUCAAACACGCUCUCACGAGACCUCAUUGACUAUGUGCGAUACAUGAUACAGAAUCACGGGGAGAACUACAAGGAAAUGGCUCGAGAUGAGAAGAACUACUACCAGGAUACUCCCAAGCAGAUCAAGAGGAAGAUCAAUGUGUACAAGAACUUUUAUCCUGAAGAGUACAAAGCUUUUGUUGCAUCACUCAAGCAGGAAAAGAUGGAUGUGCAGUGACCACAGAGUCCUUGUUCUCAGCUUUGCCUGCAAUUGCAGACUUGACACUAUCAC